This is a messenger RNA of Condylura cristata (star-nosed mole), 1295 nucleotides long. RefSeq names its product corticotropin-releasing factor receptor 1. Gene Ontology annotation, cellular component: plasma membrane; neuron projection. The transcript is spliced from 12 exons. Bases 1 to 1224 code for a protein of 407 amino acids. Gene Ontology annotation, biological process: adenylate cyclase-activating G protein-coupled receptor signaling pathway; cell surface receptor signaling pathway. NCBI's taxonomy places the organism in Eukaryota, Metazoa, Chordata, Mammalia, Eulipotyphla, Talpidae. The record is from RefSeq and is a predicted model, not a curated record. Gene Ontology annotation, molecular function: corticotrophin-releasing factor receptor activity; corticotropin-releasing hormone binding; G protein-coupled peptide receptor activity.
AUGUGCCCACAGGCCCUCCUCCUCCUGGGGCUGAACCCCGUCUCUGCCUCCCUCCAGGACCAGCACUGCGAGAGCCUGUCCCUGGCCAGCAACUUCUCCGGACUGCAGUGCAACGCAUCCGUGGACCUCAUUGGCACAUGCUGGCCCCGGAGCCCCGCGGGGCAGCUGGUGGUACGACCCUGCCCUGCCUAUUUCUACGGCGUCCGCUAUAACACUACAAACAAUGGCUACCGGGAGUGUCUGGCCAACGGCAGCUGGGCUGCCCGCGUGAACUACUCGGAGUGCCAGGAGAUCCUCCACGAGGAGAAGAAGAGCAAAGUCCAUUACCACGUUGCUGUCAUCAUCAACUACCUGGGCCACUGCAUCUCCCUGGCGGCCCUCCUGGUGGCCUUUGUCCUCUUCCUGCGGCUCAGGAGCAUCAGGUGCCUGCGGAACAUCAUCCACUGGAACCUCAUCUCGGCCUUCAUCCUGCGCAAUGCCACGUGGUUCGUGGUCCAGCUCACCAUGAGCCCCGAAGUCCACCAGAGUAACGUCGGCUGGUGCAGGCUGGUGACGGCCGCCUACAACUACUUCCACGUGACCAACUUCUUCUGGAUGUUCGGCGAGGGCUGCUAUCUGCACACGGCCAUCGUGCUCACCUACUCCACCGACCGGCUGCGCAAGUGGAUGUUCAUCUGCAUCGGCUGGGGAGUGCCCUUCCCCAUCAUCGUGGCCUGGGCCAUCGGGAAGCUGUACUACGACAACAGGUGCUGGUUUGGCAAAAAGCCUGGGGUGUACACCGACUAUAUCUACCAGGGCCCCAUGAUCUUGGUCCUGCUGAUCAACUUCAUCUUCCUUUUCAACAUCGUCCGCAUCCUCAUGACCAAGCUCCGGGCGUCCACCACGUCCGAGACCAUUCAGUACAGGAAGGCCGUGAAGGCCACUCUGGUGCUGCUGCCCCUCUUGGGCAUCACCUACAUGCUGUUCUUCGUGAACCCCGGGGAGGACGAGGUCUCCCGGGUCGUCUUCAUCUACUUCAACUCCUUCCUGGAGUCCUUCCAGGGUUUCUUCGUGUCUGUGUUCUACUGUUUCCUCAACAGUGAGGUCCGCUCUGCCAUCCGGAAGCGGUGGCGCCGGUGGCAGGACAAGCACUCCAUCCGCGCCCGUGUGGCCCGCGCCAUGUCCAUCCCCACCUCCCCCACCCGGGUCAGCUUCCACAGCAUCAAGCAGUCCACGGCAGUCUGAGCCUUGGGCCGGGAGCGGUCACCCGAGCUCUGUGGUCGGGAAGAUGAUGCCAGGCGCAGCUGGCCACCCAG